AUGACGCUGUGGCCGUUCACGCUCGCGACGGCGUGCCUCGGCUUCCAGAUCUGGUGGACGGUCACCGCGCUCGUCGACCACCGCGCGUACCCGGGCGGGCCGGACGCGUGGAUCUCGCAGCACGGUGCGGACGCGAAGAACAUGGUGCUGAACGUAUUGAGCGCUGGGGGCUCAUUAUUGGUUUUGUCGGGACAGAUGUAUCGCUCGUAUGUCAUAUUCAACCACAAGCUCGCGGUCGUCAUACUGCCCUCUAUAAUGUUCGUGGCCACAGUCGUCACAGGCUCGCUGUCUCUCUACAACCUGACGCGCUCGCAGGCCGCCGAGCACGAGAUCGCGGACUUUGCAAUCGCGUACCGGACAAUCUCGCUCUCGCUGAACGUGAUCCUGACCUUCCUGAUCAUCGCGCGGCUGCUCUACAUCCGGCGCGAGGUCAGGAAGCUGCUUUCGGAGACGGCAGGCGGGCGCGGGCUGCGGUCGUACACGUCGGUGGUCGCAAUGCUAGUCGAGUCGGCGUCGCUCGAGACGGCGACGGCGCUGGUGUACAUAUGCUUCGUGGGCGUAGGGAGCCCGCUGCAGGACGUGUUUCUGCCGGUGCUGGGGCAGGUGCAGGUGAUCUCGCCGCUGUUGAUCGUGUAUCGGGUGUUCCGCGGCCAGGCGUGGGAGCGGGAGACGCAGCGGACCACCGGCACCGGCACCGGCACCGGCAUCAGCACCGGCACCGGCAUCAGCACCGGCACCGGCAUCAGCACCGGCGCCAGC
Heterobasidion irregulare TC 32-1 is the source of this 759-nucleotide messenger RNA. RefSeq lists its product as uncharacterized. The transcript has 5 exons. The record is from RefSeq and is a predicted model, not a curated record. The annotation marks the transcript as partial. Lineage: Eukaryota; Fungi; Basidiomycota; Agaricomycetes; Russulales; Bondarzewiaceae.